AUGGCUGACCUGGACGCUGAGCUUCUCGCCCUGGCGGGAGGCGAUGAUUCUUCCGACGAGGAAUCUCCCGCCAUCUCGCAGCAGAAGGACAAAGAUAAAGAGCGCCAGGGCUCUGCCAGCAGCCCAGCCUCCAACGACCAAGACGACGACGCAGACAACAUGGGUCGCAAGGGGAUAGCCCGACCGGUCAAACGCCAGCGCAAGAGAGCCAGAGCUUACGAUGAAGAUGAAGAAGAGGGUGAGCUCUCCUCAUCCAGCGUUCACUCUCGCCGCUCGCUUCGAUCAGCAUCCAUGUCCGAAUCAGAGUCAGAUACCUCUCCUCCCCCUGAGGAAAACCAGGGCCCCAUAUUCCCUUACGAAAAGCUAUUCUACUCCGCCAAAGACAAGAGCGAAAUCAUGGCUCUGCCUGAAAUUCAGCGAGAGGAGCUGCUCUCUGAACGAGCUCAGCAAGUCGACCGUCAUAACCAGGAUAUUGCCCUCCGCCGUUUGUUGGCCAACAGAGAGCGAGAGGAAGCUCGUGCAGCCGCCAAGAAGAAGCGUAAGGCCGGUUCGGCUGAUUUGGAAGAUAGCCAGCGCAAGAGUUCACGCAAGAAGACUGUUCUCGGUGGACGCAAGGUAGGCGAGCCAUCAGAUGCGAUCGAAGCCUACAAGCGUCAAAGAGAGCAAAAGGGGAAACGAGAUGAGCAGCGUCGGCGUGAUGCUUCCUCGCGAAAGAACAACAAUACCGGCAGUUCUCCCGCUCGAGAGGCAGACGGUGGAGACGCCAGCGGUGAAAGUGAGGUCGAGUGGGACGAUAAGCCUCGACGCCGGAGUGUCUCGCCUCCACCUUACGAUCCCCCCGCUGAACUGCGCGAUCUACAGCGUGCUAGAAUCGCACGCAGCGGCUUUGCCCAGGUCUGUUUCUACCCGGGUUUCGACCAGGCCAUCAGUAAUUGCUACACCAGGGUAACUCUGGGGCCAAACCCGACAACCGGCGCACCAGAGUACAGAAUUGGCCUUAUCAAGAAAUUCACUGAAGGACGCGCGUAUGCCAUCGAAGGGCCAAAUGGACGCAACUUUGUUACCACUCAGUACUGCGUUCUCGCCCAUGGUAAAGCCGAGAGAGCUUUCCCAUUUAUUAUGUGCUCCGAGUCUCCGUUCACUGAGGCUGAGUUUAACCGUUAUCGAAAAACCAUGGCAGUGGAAGGUUUCAAGAUGCCCACAAAGUCCGCUGUUGAUAGAAAAGUGGCGGACAUCAAUCGCCUGCUAGCACACGACUUCACUAAGGAGGAGCUCGAGGAGAAACUGCGUCGCCAGGGCACAAACGACAACAAACAGGCCGUCUACAACCGUAUUCAGCUCGAACGCCGCCGCAACGAGGCCAUCGCCAGCAAGGAUGAAGCCGCUAUCGCUGAGUGUGAUGCUGAGCUCGCCCGUCUGACUGGGCCCAAGCUCGCCUUUGGCACCACGCUGGUCAAGCCCCGCCCCAGCGAGAAGUCGCAGCAAGAACGUCUUGCCGACCUGAACAUGCGUAACCAGAAGCUCAACACUGAGAAUGUGCGCAAGGCCCAGCUGGCUGAACGCAAGGCAGCCAAAAUAGCUGCCGCAGCCGUCGCCCGAGGAGAGGCCGUCGCCGAUCGCUUUGCACGUGUCAAAACCAGAGCAAGGACAUACUACGAGUCCACAGAUGGCCAUCUCGUUCCCCUUAAGCCUGAGGCAGCCAUUGCAGACCGCAGCCGCGCCAUCACCCCGGCCAGUAACAACAACACCGAUGCAACCAACACGCCUGCCAACGGAACCAGCCCAAGCAGCGGUACUCCAGCCAAGCCAGCUACUCCAAAGGUCUACAAGGGCGUUCCCGUCAUCCGCCACCGGCCUACAGACGAGGAUAACAUCGCCGCCCUGGACUUUGACUUGGACAUCGACAUUGAGAUCUGA
Molecule: messenger RNA, 1917 nt
Organism: Nannizzia gypsea CBS 118893
Lineage: Eukaryota; Fungi; Ascomycota; Eurotiomycetes; Onygenales; Arthrodermataceae
Exons: 4
Coding region: 1-1917 (638 amino acids)
Cellular component (GO): Cdc73/Paf1 complex
Molecular function (GO): DNA binding; RNA polymerase II C-terminal domain phosphoserine binding
Source: RefSeq, a predicted model, not a curated record